AUGUCGACCAAGAUUGAGGCUCUCGCUACUGUUUCUGACCAUGUCGAAAAGGCAGCGGUCAUUGAUCCAGUCGGAGUUCAAAAAGCUAUUGACGCCCAAGACCUCACCCCCAAGCAACAAUACCAACGCCUCUGGACGAACCUCAAGAAGGACAAACGCUAUGUCCUUUGGUCCCUCUACAUCAUGUCCCUUGUCUUUGGAUGGGGGUAUGAUCAAGGUCUCUCAGGUGUAGCGAUCGCCUUCCCCGAGUUUCGCAAGGUCUAUGGCGAAUACUACGAGGUCGGUGACCAAUACGUCAUCCCAGCCCUGUGGCAAUCUCUCUGGAACGCAGCUAGCACCAUCGGUCAGAUCUUUGGAGCUUUCCUUGCUGGACAAUUCGCAGAUUGGGUUGGUCGGAAGGCUGUUCUCUGGACUGCUAUCGCUUUGUCCUUGGCUGCUUCUUUCGCCCUUGUCUUUGCGCCUAGCCUGCCCGUUCUGUUCGUGUCCAAGCUCCUACUUGGCCUCUCCGUCGGCCUUUCGACUGUCACUCCUCCCCUUUAUGUCACCGAGAACGCGCCAGCUGCUCUCCGAAGCUCCCUCAGCUCUCUCACCAACGUUAUCAUUGUCCUCGGAUUCUUCCUCUCAUCCAUCACUGGUUGGGGCUCCUCCAAGAUUCCAGGCGAGUGGAGCUUCAGACUUGCCUUUGUCAUGACAUUCCUCGUGCCAACGCUGUUUGCUAUCGGUCUUCCCUUCCUGCCCGAAUCCCCUAUCUGGUACGUCAAGAAGGGCCGAGACGACGACGCGCGAAAGGCCAUCAUCAAGCUGUACGGUGACUCAAUCGAUGUGGAGGAGAGACUCAACUUCAUCAAGUCCGAACUGGAAGUCGCCGCUGGCGAGGCCUCAAUGGCGAAGCAGACCAGCUGGAGGGCCAUCUUCUCUAAGGAGCAUCGAUCCAGAACUCUCGUUGCUGUUAUGGGAUUGCAAUCACAGAACUUCUCUGGUGGUUACUUUGCGAACACCUACCAGACCUACUACUUCGAGCUCAUCGGUCAAGCCGAUCCCUUCGGUCUCACUGCCAUUUCUUCGACACUCCAAUUCCUCUCCAACUGCUUUGCCGUCACCGUAUCCGAUGUCCUUCCUCGACGAAAAUCUCUUGUUGGGGGUGGUGCACUCCUUUGCUGCUGGUCCAUCAUCAUCGCUGGAGCCUCGAUGGCUGGUACAGCCAACCAUGCCGCCAAUACUGCUCUUCUUACAUUUAUGAUCACAUGGUCGAUGCUGUACACUGCUACUGUCGGUUGCUUCGGCUGGGCUGUCGCUCAGGAGACUGCUUCUCAGGCCACCCGUCCCAAGACCAUUGCUUUCAGUCUUGUGUGCCAGCAGCUUACAGCCCUUAUGCUGUCCUCUGUGUUCCCAUACUUCAUCAACCCCGAUCAGCUGAACUGGGGCGGAAAGGUCAUGUUCCUGUUCGUCGGAGCUGAGGUUUUCAUUCUUGCUGCUUUGUUUUGGUUCCAGCCUGAGACCAAGAACAGGACAUACCACGAUAUUGAUUGCCUGUAUGCCAGUGGUGUUCCUCCCAGAAAGUUCUCCGAGUUUGUGGUCAACAACGGCACUGUCGUUCAGAGGCCUCAAGCUUGA
Messenger RNA from Fusarium pseudograminearum CS3096, 1614 nucleotides. RefSeq lists its product as uncharacterized. Gene Ontology annotation, cellular component: membrane. The coding region runs from base 1 to 1614 and encodes 537 amino acids. Gene Ontology annotation, molecular function: carbohydrate:proton symporter activity. Gene Ontology annotation, biological process: carbohydrate transport; transmembrane transport. The record is from RefSeq and is a predicted model, not a curated record. The transcript has 2 exons. Lineage: Eukaryota; Fungi; Ascomycota; Sordariomycetes; Hypocreales; Nectriaceae.